AUGAUCGCCAAACGCGCCGUUGGCCUUCUCGCUGGCCUUCUCCUGGCCUUGACCCCCCAAGCGGAUGCCCAUCCCGGUCCCAAAGACCCCAGAGUCCCACAGCGUCCCAACAUUCAACCAGGUCCCUACCAGCCAUACAAGGCGAUUCCCCUCGACACUCGCCGAGAUCGCCGCAAGGUGUGCCACGUCAAGCCCGGCCGCAAGGGCGACGACGACGCCCCAAAGAUUCGUGCUGCUCUACGUAAAUGCAACAACGGCGGUACUGUAGUCCUUGACAAGGAAUACACCAUCCGUACCCCUUUGGAUCUCCGGUUCCUGAAGCAUAUCGACAUUGCCUUGACCGGAACCGUCGAGUUCGGCACCGACCUAGAGUUCUGGCAGCAGAACUUCUUCCACUUCCACUUCCAGGACGCCUGCUCGUGGUGGGUCUGGGGUGGCGAGGAUAUUCACCUGUACGGCGCAGGCACUGGAACUAUCCACGGCAAUGGCCAGGCGUGGUAUGAUGAGGCUGCGGCGAAUAAAAGCACCGUUCGUCCCAUUCUGUUCCUGACCGACGGCUGGCACGGAGGCUCCAUUACUGGGCUCAAGCUGCGACACUCGCCGAACUGGCACAAUUUGAUCGCCAACAGCUCUGACAUCCUCAUCUCUGACAUGGACAUCUUCUCCCGCUCAACCUCUGAAGCAUGGGCCUCCAACCUGGACGGCUGGGACACGUUUCGCACCGAUAACGUUGUCAUCCAAAACUCCAACAUCAACCACGACGACGACUGCGUCUCCUUCAAACCAAACAGCACAAACAUCAUCGUCCAAGGUCUGCACUGCAACGGGUCCCACGGCAUCUCCGUCGGCUCUCUCGGUAACUACCCGUACCAGUACGACAUCGUCUCCGACCUGUACAUCUACAACAACACCAUGGCCAACACAACUACCGCUGCGCGUCUCAAGGUCUGGCCUGGAGCGGAGGCUAUCAAGAAGGGGAACCCUCCAUGGGUUGGUGGCGGUGGUGCCGGCUAUGUUCGGAAUGUCACCUAUGACACCAUGAUCAACGAUAACAACAACCUCGCUAUCCAGAUUGAUCAGUGCUACGGAGCUAUCAAUGCUAGCGAGUGCGAGGAUCACCCCUCCAAGGUCAUCCUGACCGAUGUCCUUUUCAAGAAUAUGUGGGGUACUGCUAAUGGCGCCGAUGACCCUGUUGCUGGUCAGCUUAUUUGUGGCUCGGAAGAGUCUUGCGACAACAUCCGUGCUGAGAACGUGACGCUUACGAACCCCAGCGGAGAGCCGCCGCAAUGGAAGUGCAGAUUCCAGGAUGAGGAGCUGCUCGAUCUCGAAGGUGUUGGAUGCAUCCCUGCUUAA
Molecule: messenger RNA, 1353 nt
Organism: Aspergillus calidoustus
Lineage: Eukaryota; Fungi; Ascomycota; Eurotiomycetes; Eurotiales; Aspergillaceae
Source: the annotation of a GenBank genome assembly